AUGGCUCGAGUGGAGGAGUCUCACUAUCGGCGCUUGUUCCGUGAGUUUUUGCGCCAGAGUUACAUCAAUGGCCUGCAUCCGUUCCUCUACCAUUCACCCGUUCGUUAUGCCAAAGCUCUCUGGCUGGCUCUACUCACCGUCAUCGUAAUAUACACCCACAUUGUGAUCGCUAAUCUAACCCGGGAGUACCUGGUGCAACCCACCGAAAUCCACAUGUCCCCCGACCUGGUGCACGUGGCCAACAGUCCCUUUCCGGCGGUGGGAGUUUGCACCGCCAACAAAAUCAGUAAACGCCUGCUCCGGGAAUAUGCCGUAAAACUAUUCCAUCACCAGGGUAACUCCUCUCUGCAGGCGGUGGCCCUAGAUGUGGACGAUAUGGCCGAUCGCCUGCUGGUGCUGGCUCAGUUCUACCUGAACCCCCUCGAAAAAGAACGUUGGAAUGCCUCGGAGCUGGAUCGACUGCACCGGCUACUCUUAAGUUACUACAACGAUAGUGAAUACUCGGUGCGCGAUAUAUUGAGGGGCUUGUCGCCCGGUUGCGGGGAACUGGUGAUCAGGGGUAUUGUCUUCGGUGAAACCGUCAACGCCAGUCGAUUUUUCCUCAAACGAGCAACCUCCUCGAAUGUGUGUUGCAUAUUUAACUAUAGACGUGCCAGCAAUUCCCAUUUUGCGAGCAAGCGAGCUGAGGACAAUGCCGAAAUGAGAGCUUCUCCGAGGGUAGUCUUUGAAUCGAAUUCCGUAUUAAACAGCGUUCAGUUUGUGCUGCAGGAUACUCCAAAGGAAGAUCUCACGGACAUCCAAAACACCAAUAACGCUUUUCAUCUCACUAUUUUUCCCCGAGAGGACUAUGCCACCGUACAAUCUACCACUUUGGGAGAAGUGCUUGUGGAUCAUAGCACCAUAGUAGAAAUUCCAAUCCAGCCUAUGUUUUUUAGCUCAAGCGAUCAGGUUCGCGGAGUUCCGCCGCGAAUACGACGUUGUUACUAUCCUGACGAAGGAAGUCGAUUGUUAAACCAAUCGUACUACUCCCUGGACGAGUGCCUUCUGGUAUGCCGCAUGAAAAGCAUGUUCGAUCAUUGCGGCUGUGUCUCACCUCCCAUGGCGGCCAGUCCCAUGGGUCUCGCCUAUUGCAUGCUACCCGAUCUUCCCUGCCUGAUGAAGUGGAAAAGGAUUUGGUAUGGCCACAGUGAGUUCGCCCACCUGCAGACUAAGGAUGAGCAGUUGGCCCAACGGCAAUGCGAGCAGUGCCUGCCGAGUUGUAACGGGGUUACCAUGGGCAUCACUACCAAUGUGGCUCCCUUAAGAAGAAGUUAUAAAAGCACUGGAUACCUAGGCGGUAUACUAAAGGGAUUGACCAACGAACGACCGUUGGCCAUAAUAAAGCUUUUCUUUAAACUGCGUUUUGCCCAAGCCACCAAGUCCCAAUUGGUUAGCACUUGGGUUGUUCUUCUGAAUCGUUUUGGAGGCAUCCUAUCGCUUAUGUACGGCUUUAGCAUAAUCAGUUACAUCGAGAUUCUAUACUAUCUUACGGGAAAAGGAUUUGUCUACAUUUACAGAUCGCUUUCAGAUGAAAAGCAAAGGAAUCCCAAUUACUCUAGCUCCCUUUACUGGCAUGAGCUCAAGGCAAAGGGUGUUAAGAGCCUGCCACGAGAAGAAAUCCCUUUAAAAUAA
Messenger RNA from Drosophila subpulchrella, 1671 nucleotides. RefSeq names its product sodium channel protein Nach (gene ppk18). Gene Ontology annotation, cellular component: membrane. The transcript has 8 exons. Bases 1 to 1671 code for a protein of 556 amino acids. Gene Ontology annotation, molecular function: ligand-gated sodium channel activity. Gene Ontology annotation, biological process: sodium ion transmembrane transport. The record is from RefSeq and is a predicted model, not a curated record. Lineage: Eukaryota; Metazoa; Arthropoda; Insecta; Diptera; Drosophilidae.